Messenger RNA from Hyla sarda, 970 nucleotides. It is a transcript of the gene IFT20, whose product is annotated as intraflagellar transport 20. Bases 146 to 544 code for a protein of 132 amino acids. Gene Ontology annotation, cellular component: intraciliary transport particle B; Golgi apparatus; centrosome. Lineage: Eukaryota; Metazoa; Chordata; Amphibia; Anura; Hylidae. Gene Ontology annotation, biological process: protein localization to cilium; centrosome localization; intraciliary transport. The transcript has 5 exons. The record is from RefSeq and is a predicted model, not a curated record.
CGCGAUAGUACUUCCGCUUCGUAUCUAUGGUACCAGAAGUGUAUUCCCGGAAGUGACGUCAGUAAACAUAAGCCGGCUGUCUCCGUGGCAGCCGGGGUCGGAUAAGGGAAGUGGGAACGGUCGUGGACAGCUGUGAGCAGUAGCCAUGGCUAAAGACUCCCUCUCUGAAGCUGGGCUGCACUUUGAUGAACUGAACAAGCUCCGCAUACUGGAUCCAGAUGUCUCCCAGCAAACAACAGAACUGAAGGAGGAAUGCCGAGAGUUUGUAGAAAAAAUAGAUGAUUUCCAGAAAAUAGUGGGAGGUUUAAUAGAGCUUGUGGAUCAGCUGGCUAAAGAGACGGAGAAUGAAAAAAUGAAGGCCAUUGGAGCUCGUAAUCUCUUAAAAUCGAUUGCUAAGCAGCGAGAAGCACAGCAACAACAGCUGCAGGCAUUGAUAGCAGAAAAGAAGAUGCAGCUAGAAAGGUAUCGAAUAGAAUAUGAGGCACUAUGCAAAGUAGAAGCGGAGCAGAAUGAAUUCAUAGACCAGUUCAUCUUACAGAAAUAAUGUUAAAUACAUUUCAAGAAAUUCUUUUCUGGACACAUUUUAUAUUACAGUUUUCCCCAGACACUUGUGGUAUUAUGGUCUCUCCUUACUGGAACACCAUUAUUAAAAGGCUUGGAACUCGCUCAACUCUCCAUGGAUGUACAUCUCUGAAAAAUAUGAUCUAUUGUAAAAUUAAGCUAACACAAAUGCUUUUCACGACCACGUAAAGUGUCAUAGGGCAUGGCUUUUGUUUCCUACUCCAAUUUGGUUAAAAUAUUACAAUACUUGCAUUAUCAUGGGAGCAUUUACUUAUUUUAUACAAUACUUCAGGAUUACAAUCUUUCUGGGUUUAUAGUUCAGUAGUCCCCAUUCUCCCGCAUACAGACUUUUUAUUUAGAAAUCCCUGCUAAUCUCCAUAAUGAGGAGCGGUCUCCCACCUCUUUUUUU